AUGGACGGAGAGAAGAAGGAUGGCGGCACCGCCAAGUACCGCGGCGUGCGGACGCGUCCGUGGGGCAAGUUUGCGGCGGAGAUCCGCGACCCGGAGCGCGGCGGGGGGCGCGUCUGGCUCGGCACGUUCGACACGGCCGAGGAGGCGGCGCGGGCCUACGACCGCGCCGCAUUCGCCCAGAGAGGCGCCACCGCCGUGCUCAACUUCCCCCGCGAGGCCGGCUCCGGCUCCGGCUCGUCGUCGUCCGCUCCGGCGGGCGCCGGCAGGGGGAGGGGCCGCGCGGACACCGGCAAGAUCGAGCUCGAGUGCCUCGACGACAGCGUUCUGGACGAGCUCCUUGACGAAGACAAGUAUGGUGGUAAAUGA
Brachypodium distachyon (stiff brome) is the source of this 366-nucleotide messenger RNA. RefSeq names its product ethylene-responsive transcription factor ERF096. The transcript has a single exon. NCBI's taxonomy places the organism in Eukaryota, Viridiplantae, Streptophyta, Magnoliopsida, Poales, Poaceae. The coding region runs from base 1 to 366 and encodes 121 amino acids. Gene Ontology annotation, biological process: regulation of DNA-templated transcription; ethylene-activated signaling pathway. Gene Ontology annotation, molecular function: DNA binding; DNA-binding transcription factor activity. The record is from RefSeq and is a predicted model, not a curated record.